GAGAAGGUCAGCCACCAGAAGCCACAGCCCUCGGGCGACAAGUGAAUCUGGACUUACACUACAUUGGCAAUGGAAAUCGAGAUGGAACCAAAGGAAAAAGUGCCCGUUGUUGUUGUUGGUGGUGGUGGUACUGCGCCGGCUGUGCUUGUAAGAAGAGGUGGAUUUGAUUUUCACAUUCUUUUCAUUGUUGCGCCUGUUGUUGUGCCUCAUAGGGCAAGCUAUGCUGCUGCUGUAACAAACAGUGUUGUUGUUGUUGUUGUUGUAGUACUACAGCUUGCUCUUGUUGUUGUUGGUGUUGGUGUGCCGUCGGGGCCGGCUCCUGGUGUUGCUGUGGCUGUGUGUGUUGUUGAUGCUGCAUUUGGAGCUCUAGCACUUGUAGCAUCAACAGCUGCUCCUGCUGUGCCAUCUGGUGGUGCUGUUGUGACGUCAAUUGCAGCUCUUGGUGAUGUGGCAUUACCCGGAUUUGCUGGUACUGCAGUUGCUGCUGUUGUUGUCACCUCAGCUGCUGCUGUUGUUGUAUCCGGGGCUGUUGUGGCGUCGGUUGCUGUGUUUGUUGUUGCUUCUGUGCCAGCUGCCGGUGCUCCUGGUGUUGCUCCAUUAGCCCAAUCUCCAACCCCUGUUUGUGUUGUUGAAGCAACGGGUGCUGCUCCAGCUGGCUUCGCAUAUCAUGCGGUGGUUGUUGCUGUUGCUGAGGCAGCUGUUGUUGCUGUUGUUGCAACAGUUGUUGCUGUACCAACUGCUGCUGCUCCAGCUGUUUGCGCUGGUGAGGCAUCUGCUGCUGUUCCAGCUGGCUUUGCACAACUUGGGCUUGGUGGUGCUGCGUCGGUUGCUGUUGUUGCACAAGUUGGUGGUUCAGCUGCUGUUGGGCAGCCACCAUUACCUCCUCAUGUUCAAGUUCCAAUAAUUGGACCCGGUCCAGGUCCCGAUGUGGCUGUCGAGGAGGCUCAGGGGGCAGGAAUUUAACUUCCCCUGUCACUUGAGAGACCACCAUUGACAUGCUAGGCAGGUCUGGAUCUGAGGGUUGACUUCGCUUCUCCCAUUGC
Molecule: messenger RNA, 1043 nt
Organism: Chara braunii
Lineage: Eukaryota; Viridiplantae; Streptophyta; Charophyceae; Charales; Characeae
Source: the annotation of a GenBank genome assembly